CUCACUUGAAGCGUCAUCACGCUCAGAGUCAGAGUCAGAGAGCUCAAAGAUUUUUGUAGGAUACUUCUUUGAAAAGUCGCAUCGUGAAACAUUGCUGCCUCUUUGUCAAGGUUGAUCACACUGUGCAGAACAACUUUGGCGCCCCAAUAGUGCCAGGUCUGGCGUCAGCCGUCCAUGUGUUUCAGUUCUGCCCCGUCACAUUGACCCUAGAAUCUCUUUGUACGGUGCCUGCGCAAAGCCGCCAGUACAUCACUGGGUGCACUCGGUCGGCAGGAUCCAUCACUCGGAAAGGGCCUACAACGGAUUUCGACCAAACGUAAAGUCAGGGCUUUCAUUAGAGAGCUGCGAGACAGACUGCGGUUGCAGCAGGAUUAAAGAUGGUCCGAAAUGUAUAUGGCAAGACGGCAUGGGGAAAAGCAUUCCUUGACGCCCUGGGUGCUUUUGACGUCAGCAACAGGCUUGGCAGGGGCAAGACCUAUGCAAACACUGGCAAAGUGCUCUCAAUCAACAUGCAAGGGAGCCAAGUGCAAGCCCGGGUGCAAGGCAGUUUUGCCCCUUUCUACAAUGUUGGCAUCCAGUUCUCAAAGAUGCCAGACUCAGCGGUCCUCUUCGACGUUGUUGGGAAGAACCCGAUGCUGCUUGCGCAUAUCCUGAACAACGAGCUCCCCAGCGAGCUGCUCACAAAGCUGCAGGAGCGGCGGGUGCAGUUGCUGCCCCGCUCAUGGAGUGAGAUGAAAGGCAGCUGCACCUGCCCCGACAACCCUGGCCCCGGCAACCCUUGCAAGCACCUGGCUGCGGUGUACCACAUCAUCACUACGGAGAUCGACCAGAACCCCUUCACGCUCUUCCAACUCCGCGGCGUCGACCUUGCCAAGCAGUUCUCCAUCAAGCAGUCCGCCACGGAGGUGCCAUACCCACUCCCCGUCCAGCGAACACGAGACGCAGCAGGGGCAAGCACGAGCUCUGAGGAAGUCCCUCCAGAGGCGGAGGCAGUUCAGCCCGUGAAACUGCUCAAGAUUGCCAGCAAUGCCAACUUCGUCCUGGGAUGCCUGGCUAACAAUCCUCCCUUCUCGCUCUCGCUCAACUACAAGGACGUAAUGACGGAGUUCUACACCCACGUUGGCAAGAAGCACAAGGCGGUGAUGCAGCUGACAGAGCCGUGGUGGACCGCUGCCCAGGAGGGCCCCGCUAAGGAUCGCCUGCAGCGGGUCGUCUCUCACAGCAGAUGCGCUUGCCAAACGUUUCUGCUUUUGAAGGGUCAGCCGUGUCCUUGUUUCUCGGCUACAACCUAUCGGCGAUUCGCCAUUUUCUUCGUCCUAACCGCUUUCCUUCAUCUAAGCUUCUCUCUUCGACUAAGUAAAAACUUCGCCAAGCCCAAGCUUCUGCUGACCAACCAGCUUUUCGAGGCUGAGGCAGACCCUGCCGAGGUGUUUUGUGGGAUGCCCUUCGAGCGGGUGGCUCCGGACACCAUCUCUGUGGACGUCCUGCCGUUCUUCAAGGUGCUUCUUCAGCUGCCGUCCGAUGUCGGCUCGCUCUCGUACCGCUUCUUCUUCUAUGCGGCCAGGGUGGCGUACCUUCUCUUCUCCACCUGCUCCUUCACGCCUGCGGUGCUACCCCUGGACGAGCGCCGCUUCAAGAUCGUCUUCAAGCCGCUCGUUUCGUCAGCCGCGGUUGCGGAACAGCUCGAGAGCCUGGCUGCUGCAUACCCUGCAAACGACCCGUGCGUCGUUCUUGAUGGGGAGGGCCCCCUGGCCGCCGAAAGCGGCACGCUGCACUGCGUCAUGGCGGCCCUCACGCGGAGCGUCGCCAAGCUGGACUUCAUGCACAAAAAACUCAAGGACAACCCUCCCAAGGAGUCCCUUGCCUUCUGGCGCCAGCAAGAUUUCCACAUCAUGGCCCUCUCGGAACCGAGCACGGCCGCGGCCAUUGCCAAGUACUUUGGCCUGUUCGACCUUCUCAAGUUCGACAUUGAUGUCGAGAUUCGGGUGCUUAAGAGCGAGACCGAGGCCCCAGACCCAGCCACGGGCAUCAGCCCUUACACCCUGGGACUCUGGAUGAAAAGGAAAGACGCCGGAGGAGAGCAUGCUCCGCUUCACAGCUUCUUUCAGCAGAACCCAGACAAGAAGGAGCAGGUGCUGAAGUUCCUAUCGAGCCUGGCACCAUACUUGGAGGGCAUCGAGAAGCUGCUGAUGCAGGCGAGCAUCCCGCUGCGCGGAUCCACCUUCGAGACGUUCAUUAUCGACACCGCGUUGCUGCUGGCCAACCUGGGUAUCUCGGUUGCCCUACCCCGGGAGCUCAAAAAGAUCAUCCGGCCCCGCGCUGUCGUUCGAGCAAGCGGCCGGGACGGCGACGCGAGCAACAAGUCGCACCAGUCCUACCUCAUGCUGCCGCAGCUGCUGACGUAUGACUGGCAGAUCGCAGUUGGGGACGUGGUCAUCACCGUCGCGGACUUCAAGCAAAUGGUCAGGGAGGGGCGCAAGAUCAUCCGCUACAAGGACGAGUACGUAGCGCUGUCGUCGGAAGAGAUCAAGGCGAUGCUGGAGCAGGUCGCCAAGCCGGUGCCCCGCCUGUCCAGCUCCGACCUCCUGAAGGCGUCCCUUUCCGGCGACCGCGCCGUCUGGCUGGACGCUGAUGUGACACAGCUCCUGGCGGGAAUGACCCGGAGCAAGGAAUUCCCGCUGCCGCAGGGACUGCAGGCACAACUGCGCGAGUACCAACAGAAAGGCUUCUGCUGGCUGACGUCCAUUCUGAGCCACGGCUUUGGGGGCAUCUUGGCGGACGACAUGGGUCUCGGCAAAACCAUCCAAACGAUCACCGUCCUGCUCCACCUGAAAGAACGCGGCCAGCUGACGUCACCGGCUCUGUUGGUUGUGCCCACUUCGCUCAUCAGCAACUGGGAGAAGGAGAUUGCGCGCUUCGCUCCCUCGCUCCGCGUGACCACCUUCUACGGCGGCAACAGGAAGCUUCAGAGUGUCGACGCCAACACCGGCGCCGUUCAGGCGGCGCGCGCCGCGGGGCCAGACAGCACCAAGAAGGCGCGUGUGGAGGCCGCCGCUGACGUCAUCCUGACAAGCUAUCAGUGCAUGCGCAUCGACGUGGAGGCGCUGCGGAAGCAGCGGCUGUCGUGCCUGGUGAUCGACGAGGCGCAGAACAUCAAGAACAACAAGGCGGCCACGACCAAGGCGCUCAAGAGCAUCAAGGCCGGCUUUCGGAUUGCGCUGUCGGGAACUCCAGUUGAGAACAACCUGAGCGAGCUGCACUCCAUCUUCGACUUCGUGAUGCCGGGCUACCUGGGCACGCUCAAGGACUUUGCCACCGACUUUUCGAAGGACAUCGAAGUCAGGCGCGACGAAGAGAAGCUGGCGAAGCUGAAGGCGGUUACGGCGCCUUUCAUGCUGCGCCGGCUAAAGACCGACCGCAGCAUCAUCAAGGACCUUCCAGACAAGAUCGUAUCGGACACGUUUGCGACGCUGAGCAAGACACAGGCCGCGUUGUACGAAGGCGUGGUCCAGGAAAACCUCGAGAAAAUGGCGACCAUGGAGCCCGCAGCACGGCGAGGGCUCAUCUUCAAGCUGCUGACGGCGCUGAAGCAGAUCUGCAACCACCCCGCGAACUACAACGCCUCUGCAGCGAUGGUUCCGGAUGACAGCGGAAAGGCGACCCUGCUGAACACGUUGCUGGAGACGAUCAUUGAAAAAGGAGAGAAGGUCCUCAUCUUCACACAGUACGUCCGCAUGGCCCACCUACUGUCCGCCAUGAUCAAGAAGACCCACCUGGUGCAGCCGCUACUACUAGAGGGGUCCAUGUCCAAAGCCGACCGCGACAAAGGCGCGGGCGGCGUUGGGUUGAACCUGACCGCGGGCAACCACGUCGUCCACUACGACCUCUGGUGGAACCCGGCUGUUGAGGCCCAGGCGACGGACCGUGCCUUCCGCAUCGGGCAGCAGAAGAACGUCUUCGUGUACCGCUUCAUCACGACCGGUACUUUUGAGGAAAAGAUCAACGAGAUGAUGUCCAAGAAGAAGGAGCUGUCGGACCUCAGCAUGAGCACCGGAGAGAGCUGGAUCGCAGACAUGUCGGACGAGGAGUUGCGCCAGCUCUUUGCACGCCAUGAGUAGGGCCCGCGUGUCAACAGUUGUUCCGCUUGACGAGGGUCUGAUUGCGCGCACGCGGCCGCGGUUAGACCUAGCAUAUAGUGGCUCAGCUCUCUCUGUAUCCACCACUCGCGCCAGGAUUGCUUCAGAGCCACUCGCGCCGGAAUUGCUUAGAUAGCUGACACGUGUGCAACGGUUGACCUCACCGUCAUUAUCACCAGAAUUGGACUUAUAGCUCAGUGACAUUUGCGUCGGACUUGACUCAGCUGAGUAGUGCCUUUGACUCGUAGCUCAUCACUUUUCAAGUUGCAAGUUCACCUCUGCUAGCUUCCUGGCUCAAGAAUACUGGCACCCGGAACUGUGGGCUUGGGAGCUGACAUUAGCGGACAAGCAUUGGACAAGUGUGGAGGGCAACCUCGAUUGUAAGUCCGAUGAGCUGCCAGGGG
Klebsormidium nitens is the source of this 4540-nucleotide messenger RNA. Lineage: Eukaryota; Viridiplantae; Streptophyta; Klebsormidiophyceae; Klebsormidiales; Klebsormidiaceae. The record is from the annotation of a GenBank genome assembly.